GCUUCCGGCGCGCCUCACCCGCCGCCGCGGCCGCCAUGUCGGUGUUCCACGAUGAGGUGGAGAUUGAGGACUUCGAGUACGAUGAGGAGACCGAGACCUACAGCUACCCGUGCCCCUGCGGGGACCGCUUCCUCAUCACGCGGGAGGACCUGGAGAACGGCGAGGACGUGGCCACCUGCCCCAGCUGCUCCCUGAUCCUGCGCGUCAUUUACGAUCAGGAGCAGUUCAUGCGUGAUGAAGUCAUUGCAGAACCUCUGCCAAACAAGGAAUUGAUAAAGUGCUGAUGGACAUCAUGAACUGUUACUGCUUUAGCAUAAGAAAGUAUCGGGACGGCAACUGCAGAAAGAGACAUGGUUUUCCUCCUGGAAGUGCUCGCUGCUGUAAAAUACAAGUGCAAUAACUGUCUGUCUUCAUAAUUUGAAUAAGAAUGUUUUGGGACAUAAAGCACGUGAAUGGCUUCUGUUCAAAGGGGUUUUACAUUUUAAAAAUAUAUGAGCUGCCAUAUGUAUUCCAGAAUACUUGAGGAUUAUGAUUGAAUUAUGACAGCAAGUCAAUGCAUAGAAGUGUGUGGGGUUGUGAAAUUAUGACAUUUGUCUAGCAUGGCUUCUUAGCCUGUGGAUAAAAGAAGGCUUUGGGCAUGUAGCAGUAUGAAAUGGCACAGAGAGCUGAAAAAUAUUGGGAAACAAAAUUUAAAAGUCCAGAGGAUGUGAUGCCACUUUGACAUAGUGUGGCAUCACCCAGGGUGCGGGCUGAUACUUAAACUCAGAGUGGACAGAAAUUUACCCAUGUUUUCUCAACAACUUUGUGAUUUGACUUGCAGCAGAUAUAAACUGGACUGCAGUUCUUUGUGCCAUUUGUAGUAGUGCGUUUACUGAAUUCCUCAGCCUUCCUUUGUGAGGUUCUGUGACUUCCUGGCUAGGAGAUGCAUGCAUUUCUCAUAACUGAUAAAAAUAAUUUUUUAAGGUAAAAAGGAGUUGGAAGUAUAUACUCAAAAGUACAUUAACACCAAGACUACUUCAAGCCACUGCACUUAAGUAUUUAUUUAAAAUUGUGGUCAUUCAUGUGUUUUAGUAGGAUUUGACAUCUGUGAAGUUAAAUUUGGGGAAAAAUACUUGUGCAGCAUUUAUACAGUUAUUUUUGCUUCAGGCAAUAACAUUAAGCAAAUCUUACUAAUUUCUUGUGUUUAACUAUUUGGUUCUUCCAACAUUCUGUGAAUGUUGAAGAUGAACAGUCAAUUUUUUUAUUUAUUUUUUAAAGGUGGGGAAGAAAACAAAAACAAAACUGCACCCUUCAGGUAGAGGUGCACAACCCAAAGUGUUUUCAUGCUUAAACCAGGAGGUGGCACUCGCGUUGCUUUGAUCUGCUUCAAAAAACCCCAAACAACUGUGGUACUUUGGUUAGCUAUCUUUUAUCAAAUAUUUAUUUUGUCUAUUUAAAUAAAGAUAUUUAAGACUACA
This is a messenger RNA of Pezoporus occidentalis (night parrot), 1457 nucleotides long. It is a transcript of the gene DPH3, whose product is annotated as diphthamide biosynthesis 3. The record is from RefSeq and is a predicted model, not a curated record. The transcript has 3 exons. NCBI's taxonomy places the organism in Eukaryota, Metazoa, Chordata, Aves, Psittaciformes, Psittacidae. The coding region runs from base 36 to 284 and encodes 82 amino acids.